Molecule: messenger RNA, 1636 nt
Organism: Lobosporangium transversale
Lineage: Eukaryota; Fungi; Mortierellomycota; Mortierellomycetes; Mortierellales; Mortierellaceae
Product: Aldehyde/histidinol dehydrogenase
Exons: 2
Coding region: 35-1543 (502 amino acids)
Molecular function (GO): glutamate-5-semialdehyde dehydrogenase (NADP+) activity
Source: RefSeq, a predicted model, not a curated record
UUUUUUUUUUUUUUUAUAUUUCGAAAAAAUAAACAUGGACAGACUCACAGAAAUCGCUUCCCACGCUCGCGACGCAGCCAAUGUUCUCCAAACCCUUUCCACCCGUCAAAAAUCCGCCUUCUUAUUAGCGAUCCAUAAACAUCUGACCUUGGCCAAAUCUCAGAUCCUGGCCAGCAAUCGUUUAGAUAAAGAUCAAGCUCAGCCUCAAGUCGAAGCUGGGAAAUUAUCUGCUUCAUUGUUCAAACGAUUGGAUUUGGAAGGACCCGGGAAAUUCGAGACCAUGUUGCAGGGAAUCAAGGAUAUUGAACAAUUAGAGGACCCUGUCAACAAGGUUCUCAUGGCCUCUAAACUCGAUACAGGAUUAGAACUCUACAAGGUCUCCUGCCCUGUAGGUGUCCUCUUGGUCAUCUUUGAGGCCAGACCCGAAGUCGUGGCGAAUAUUGCAGCUUUGGCCAUCAAAUCCGGAAACGCUGCCAUCUUGAAAGGUGGUAAGGAGAGUUUCCAUACCUGUGAAGCUGUCUCGAAAGCCAUUCAAGAAGCCAUGCAGGAAGUGGCUGCCACAAUGGCGGCAGAGCCAUCUAAUAAUAAUGAUCAUCAGGGGGGAGGAGCCGAUAACAGUGCCGCUAAUUCUAUCGCUGCUUUGAAGAAUGCUAUCCAAGUUGUGGAAUCUAGAGAGGAUAUCGAUGGCUUACUCAAACAGGACAAGUAUAUCGACCUGGUCAUUCCUCGUGGCAGCAAUGCUCUUGUAAAAUACAUUCAAUGGAACACAAGAAUCCCUGUUCUUGGACAUGCUGAUGGACUAUGCUCAACUUAUGUUGCAGAAUCUGCCAAAUUCGAUCUUGCUCAAAAGGUGGUAGUGGAUGCAAAGACAUCCUAUCCAGCUGCUUGUAACUCAACCGAGACUUUAAUCGUCCAUGCAUCUCAUCUCAAGGAUUCAUUCUUUCUCAACCUUGCAAAGACUCUGGUGGCUGACAACAACAUUACUCUCAAAUUGGAUCAAGCUUCUUUGAAAUCUCUCCAAAGAGAGCAAGGGGAGGAAUCGUCAUCAUGGGUCAAAGAUCAUCAAGACAAGAUUCAACCUGCUAAUGAAGAAGAGGACUUUGAUACUGAAUUUUUGGAUUUGACCUUGGCUGUCAAGACCGUCGAAUCAGUGGAAGAAGCAAUUCGACAUAUUAAUGAACAUGGAUCGAAACAUACAGAUGCUAUCUUGACAGAAGAUGAAUUAGAGGCGAAACGAUUCAUGGCAGGUGUUGAUGCUGCAGGCGUCUAUUGGAAUGCCAGUACACGAUUUGCAGAUGGAUUCCGAUAUGGUUUCGGGGCUGAAGUAGGGGUGAGCACAAACAAGACACAUGCUCGAGGACCCGUAGGUUUAGAAGGUCUCGUCAUUUAUAAAUAUCAGUUGCAUGGCCAUGGACAGGCUUCCAAGGAUUAUGGAACGGAACAAGAGGGCAAACGUGUUUAUUUGCAUGAGCGUAUCGAUGUCAAGGCACGAGGAGAGAACCUGACUGACUUCUUGGCCAACAAGCGUCAGCGAUUGGACUAAUUAAAAAAAAUAACUCUUUCUCGCAUCUAUUCAUUAUAUAUACAUGCAUAAUAAUAAAGCACACUCUCCUUCCUCUCUCUCACGAAACAAAAU